CCAGACGAGGGCUGGCGGUGGCGGCGGCGGGCGGACGCGAGGGCGGCGCCGGGGCUCCUGGGCCGGCUGCCCGUGCUGCCCGUGGCGGCGGCGGCCGAGCUGCCCGCGGUGCCCGCGAAGCCCGGGACCCCGGCGGGCGGCGGCCCCGGCGAGCUGGCCAAGUACGGGCUGCCGGGGCUGGCGCAGCUCAAGAGCCGCGAGUCGUACGUGCUGUGCUACGACCCGCGCACCCGCUGCGCGCUCUGGGUGGUCGAGCAGCUGCGGCCCGAGCGGCUCUGCGGCGACGGCGACCGCCGCUCGUGCGACUUCCGCGAGGACGACUCGGUGCAUGCGUACCACCGCGCCACCAACGCCGACUACCGCGGCAGCGGCUUCGACCGCGGCCACCUCGCCGCCGCCGCCAACCACCGCUGGAGCCAGAAGGCCAUGGACGACACCUUCUACCUGAGCAACGUCGCGCCCCAGGUGCCCCACCUCAACCAGAAUGCUUGGAACAACCUGGAAAAGUACAGCCGCAGCUUGACCCGCACCUACCAAAAUGUCUAUGUGUGCACAGGGCCGCUCUUCCUGCCCAGGACGGAGGCUGACGGGAAGUCCUAUGUGAAGUAUCAGGUCAUCGGGAAGAACCACGUGGCGGUGCCCACCCACUUCUUCAAGGUGCUGAUCCUGGAGGCCGCAGGCGGGCAAAUCGAACUCCGCUCCUAUGUGAUGCCCAACGCUCCUGUGGACGAGGCGGUUCCGCUGGAGCGCUUCCUGGUGCCCAUCGAGAGCAUUGAGCGGGCUUCGGGGCUGCUCUUCGUGCCAAAUAUUCUGGCACGGGCAGGCAGCCUAAAGGCCGUCACUGCAGGCAGCAAGUGAAGGCCACAGCCCUGCCAGACUGCGGGGGUGGGGCUGCAUUAAAGGUGGUGAUUUCUGGA
Molecule: messenger RNA, 917 nt
Organism: Panthera uncia (snow leopard)
Lineage: Eukaryota; Metazoa; Chordata; Mammalia; Carnivora; Felidae
Product: endonuclease G, mitochondrial
Exons: 3
Biological process (GO): apoptotic DNA fragmentation
Cellular component (GO): mitochondrial inner membrane; nucleus
Molecular function (GO): nucleic acid binding; RNA endonuclease activity; metal ion binding
Source: RefSeq, a predicted model, not a curated record